GCAGAUGCUGGAAAUAAAUACAAAACACAAAAUGCUGGCAGAACUCAGCAGGCCAGGCAGCAUCUAUGGGAGGAGGUAGUGACGAUGUUACGGGCCGAAACCCUUCGUCAGGAGAAAAUAAAAAUUUGAUGAAAAUAAAAUCAAGUUUGAUGAAAAUAAAAUCAACUAACAUUUCUUGGUCUUAAUUACUGCUGCAAGUUAUAAGUGUAUGUAUGUCAAGACAGCCUCAGACUUAGUUAUGAUAUUUUAAGAAGAAACAGCCUUUCAGAAUUUCGCACAAAUUGCUGGAAGGACUCAAUAGCUUAGGCAGCAGCUAUGGAGAGGAAUAGAGAGUCAACAUUUUGGUUUGAGACCUUUCAUCAGGAUUUGUUACUGACCUGUUUGUUUUAUAUACAGUCUUAAAUGAAACAUUAUUUUCUCCACUGAAUCAAUACAAAGACUAUAAUGUUGCAUCUACUUCCUUUCUCUGGCCACUGUUCUUUAAUGAGCUGAACUACUCAAUAUUCGUCAGACAAUAAAUUCCCACAACAGAUGAGAUUUAAUCACAUUUAAAGACAGUUUCCAGCGCUUCAUUGAUUCUAAAACUACCUUCUCUGUAAAGUAUACUUUCCAAAAACAGGCUACCAUUUUGAGCAUUUAAUCUAUUACUUUAGAAGAAAUAACAUGAAACGACUUUUGCAAGUCAUCAGCUCGUUUACUGACUUAUCUUACCAUGAGAGAAAAACUAGACACAACAACCAUCAAAUCUAACCUCUGACAGAUUUGACAGGCUGAGUUCCAAAUAAAGCAAGGUACUAUUGUUUGAUAUGGCAUAUUAUUCUCCUAUUGCCCUCUCUUUAUUACUGACCUUGGUACUGGUUGUGACCCAUUGCAACUCGUCUGCCAUUUUUUCAUUGCUGUUUCCCAUCUGACACAUGUCACUAGUCACUCUUCCCUCUACCAUCUUAUGAUUAGCCUUGCCCCAAUGCCUUCCUGUUGCUGAUCACCUGUCACAAUCCUUGUAGCAUUGCUGCCAACUUUCCUUUGGCACCACACAAGUCUUACCCGAGUGUUGUCCCUCCCUCUGCCGCAACAUUAGCCAGGCCUAGUUCUGUCAACUGGUCUAUGCCCCACUGCUUGUCUUGUCUCUUUAUUCCUAGUUAUUGACACUAUCCUAUUGCUUUCCUUGCUUCACUCUGUUCCUGGUCACUGGCAUCCAAGUGACUUUGUGCUCCUGGUCAUUGACCCUAUCCUAUAGCACCCCCUUGGCUUUCUAUGCUUCUGGUUUCUGGAUGUGGCAUUGCCCUGGUCGCUGAACUUGCUCCAUUGACCUCCUUGUCUCCUGCUCAUUGGCCUCGUCUCUCUCUGGCCAUAGGUUCUGCCCCAUUGCUUGCCAUGCACAGACCACUUCCCCUGAUUCCUGGCUUUGCCCCCAUUGCUCCUUCGCCACCUGAGCUGUGCCCUAUGCCUAUUGGCCGGCUCCCCGCCCGAUGCCCUCUGGCGGUUGCCCUGUCGGCUGCAGCCUCUCCUUUACUUCCUGUUUUACCGGGGCCGGGGCUCCGUCUUGUGCCUGUGGGAUCUGCUGUCUUCGUCGCCGGUUUUUGUCUCCGGGACUCCAGGAGCUCAUGGAUUUCACGUAGGGAAGGUCCCGACGCCAUUUUUGCAGGGUUCCGGCCUGUUUCUGGCGCUGGGGGUGGUUCUCCCCACCUUCCCCUCCCCCAGUAUCUUCCCUUGUUGUUCUCUCCUGGACCAUGGCUGCUGCCUUCGAGCGGCCAACUUUUUGUUGUUGCCGCAAAGUUAUGACCGGCUCGGGCAAGGGCGAGGAGAGAAGCUGGCCCCAGCCCCGGGGACCCCACUGCCCCGUCGAUAUCGCAUCCGCUUCCAACUUCCAGCAUUUUGAGAUCCGGCACUUGCACCUGGAGCUGGAGAUUAACUUUGGACGGCGGCAGAUCGACGCGGUCGAGGUGCUGGACCUGGUGAGUCUGGAGCCCGCCACCCGGAGCCUGGUCCUCGACUCGCACCAGUCGCUGCUCAUCCGCUCGGUCAGCGCCAAGUGCUCGUGUAACUCGGCUCAGAACAGCUGGCCGCUCAGCCACAGACUCGAACCCUUCACCGACUACGGCUCGUCGCUGGUGAUAACGUUGCCGGCUGCUAUCAAACCUCACAGCAACUUCCAGAUCAUCAUCAAGUACACUACAGCAGACGGGCCAGCGAUUUGGUGGCUGGAUCCAGAAUUAACAAGUGGAAACUCCAAACCAUUCCUCUUCACACAUGGUCAUUCAGUAUGUAACAGAUCCUUCUUCCCCUGUUUCGAUACACCUGCAGUCAAGAGUACUUAUUCCGCUACAGUCAUGGUUCCACCUGGUAUCAAAGUACUAAUGAGUGCAACGAGGAGCACAUUUGAUGAGCAAGAGAACAUAUAUCGAUUCCAAAUGGAAUAUCCAGUUCCUGCUUACCUAUUGGCCUUGGUAGCUGGAGAUCUGAUUUCUGCAGAUAUUGGUCCGCGAAGCAGAGUUUGGGCUGAACCUUGUUUAUUAAAGGUUGCAACUGCAAAACUCAACGGUACAGUGGAGCGAUGGCUGAGUGCUGCAGAGAAUCUCUUCGGACCUUAUAUGUGGGAAAGGUAUGACGUUGUAUUCCUUCCACCCUCUUUUCCAAUUGUUGCAAUGGAAAAUCCCUGUUUGACGUUCAUUAUUUCCUGUAUAUUGGAAAGUGAUGAAUUUCUCAUUAUUGAUGUUAUCCAUGAGAUUGCACAUAGUUGGUUUGGAAAUGCAGUUACCAAUGCUACUUGGGAAGAAAUGUGGCUGAGCGAAGGCCUGGCAACAUAUGCACAACGUCGCAUUACCACAGAAACUUAUGGGGCUGCUUUUACUUGUCUUGAAACCACUUUCCGACUAGAAGCACUACAUCGUCAGCUGAAACUGCUUGGAGAUGAGAGUCCGGUCAGCAGGCUACAAGUGAAGUUUGAGCCAGGAGUCAAUCCCAGCAGUCUGAUGAAUCUCUUCACCUAUGAAAAGGGAUUUUGCUUUGUAUACUACCUGUCACAGCUCUGUGGUGAUACAAAGUGCUUUGAUUCUUUCCUUAGAGCUUACGUGGAGAAGUUCAAGUUUACAAGCGUGGUUGCAGGUGAUUUACUGGAGUUUUUCUUGGGCUUUUUUCCUGAGCUGAGGGAGAAAUGUGUAGACAGCAAGGAAGGACUAGAGUUUGAGCGCUGGCUGAAUGCGUCUGGGCCACCACUGUUGGAACCAGACUUGUCUCAGGGAUCCAGUUUGAUAAAACCGGUGGAAACUUUGUACCAACUCUGGAGUUCAGAAAGUCUUGAUGGAAACCAUAUUACAGACAUUGAUAUAUCCAAAUGGAAAACAUUCCAAAUAGUCCAUUUGUUGGACAAACUCCUGGACAGAUCUCCAUUGCCUCAUGAAGUCAUGAUGAAGCUAUCAAAGAGUUACUCUGCACUGCUCGACUCAAUGAAUGCUGAAGUAAGAAUUAGGUGGUUACAGAUUGUGGUCAGAAAUAACUAUUUACCCGAUUUUUACAAAGUACGACGAUUUUUAGAAAACCAUACCUCACGAAUGUAUACUGGUCCUUUAUAUGAGGAUCUGUGUGCUGGAACCAUGAAGGCUAUUGCCAUGGAGACAUUUUACCUGACACAGAACAGACUGCAUGUAAACUUGAGGAGAGCAAUCCAACAGAUUUUUGCACACAGUGCUAACCCUGCUGCUGUUAUGACACUGCUUGAAGAUAAACCAUCAGAUACGACCAACCCCAUCUCACUCAGGGAUGUGAAUGUCUCUGCGUAGCUGAUCAAACCGUGCUUUUGUAGAAUGGAUAUAACUAAAUAUUUGUGAUUUCCUAAAUCAGUCAUUUUUCACAGGAUAUAUGUUGGAUAACAUAAGAGAAUGGAGAAGCCUAAGCCAGCAUUCCAAAAAUGUUUCAUGCAAAAAAAUAAUAUUUGUUGAAAGAUUGGCCACAGUGUAGAAACCUUGUCACUCUUGUAUUGUUAGAUACACAUGUAAAUUGUAGAUUCUAGAACCAUAGUUUGAGGAUCAUUAUUCUUAAUCCAAACACUUGAACUCUUUAGCUAGAAGAGCUGCUUGGAAGAAAAAGAUAUUUCCUCAACUCUGACAGAAUAGUUGACGCAGUACAGAACUGUUGGUGCUAAAGAAGUAAUCAGGAAACAAGGUGAGGCCAAAUGGUUGGUUUUAAUAAAAGUUUAAAUAGUAUUGGUUGGUGCUGUUGAGCUGGUUGCACCAUGCCUAUUAUCUAUUACCAGAAAGGAUUUCUAAUGAACACAUCUGUAUAAAGAAUGUGAAGUCUCAUUUUUGCCAAUGUAGAACGUAUGACUUUGUUUAAUUCACAUGGGUUUUAUAGUGCAAAUUUGAUUUGGUUUUUAGCCAGUACAGGCUUUGUUAACAAUAACAUUUUACUCAAGGCAAAGUUUGUAGGUUCUUUAAGUUAUUGUAAAGUUGUUUCUUCCUGGGUUUUCUAAGUUACGUCUGUAAAAAUUGAGCUUUUAAAUUCAUUAUGCAUAUUUCAGAUACUCUUGCCCUCAUGCAGUCAAAGUUAUCAAUGUGAAGUUAAUGACAACAGAUUUCAUAGCUAGGUUGUUUCAGAACAUUUUUUAAUCUAAAUUCUUCCCAUAUUUUCUAUAAAUAAUUUAAGAUGAGUUUUCCUUUGCCUUUACAAUGGAUAAUGAAUGGAAAUUAGUCGACUUUUCUACUGUUGUAUUUUCCACUUCACAUUCUUAAAGAAUAUUUUUUUCUCCAAAAUUUAUUGCUAGGGGUAUUUUUGAGAAAGUAAGUGGCUUCUGAAUUCUUAGAGUUCACUUGUGGUUGUUUGGAAUUGUAAACUGAGAUGGAAUAAGGAACAUGUUUAUUUUAUCCAAGUUAGUGAUUGUUAAUGUAUUAUAAGGAAAAGUACAAUCAGGGUGAUAGUCUGUUUUAAAAAGGAACAUCAUGACUUGUGUUUCAAUUAAUCAUUUAAGUUUUAACCCACAGGACAAGCUUCCCUUUUAAUGUGCUUCUUGCACUGCUGACUUAAGAUACUUAAUCUUCCAUCCAUGUGCUUUUCUUUUUUUCAAUUCCAUUGUAUUUCUGUUUAAAGUAUAACCAUUUUAGACAACAAAAUUUCUUGGUAAACAGACCUGAGGUGCAAUGGAAUAAUAUUUGAGUUCAAAUUUGAUUGCUGACUUCACUGACUGCUCAUUUAAACUUCCCAGAUGUGGUUCAAGGCUACAAUGGUGGGAUAUUAUGCAGUUGGUAAUGGUUAAUGCCACAUUAACUUGGUGGUCCUGACUAUUCUCUAGUUUCUGAUUUUUUUUGUUCCUGACUGUAGUCCUACAAUUUGAAUAGAGUGUUUCUGAUUCUCAGUUUGAAGAUGUGCUAUGUGCUCUGCCUUGGAAAUGUUGGAAUCAGCAGGUAGUUCAUUGAACAAAAUCCAAUUGUGAAGAUGAUAUGAAGAAAUGUGUAACUUUCCAACACUGGAAGCACAUCAUCAAAAAUUGAAUUAUCUGAUGGAUUUUUUAAACCUUUUUUCUGCUUUUUGUUCAAAUGUGUUUUGAAAGCAUACGCAAAAAAAAUGUUAAGGGGCCAACGACUGUGUAAUAGAUUUGCACAAAACUUUGUGACUGUACCUUUCUCAGGAAGUGCAACCACUGGUGCCUUUCUCAACAGUAUUCAACUGAUUUAUGGUCCGUAAGCUUCUGUCCCUUUUAACAGAAGUCUUAUUAGUAAAAUGAAAUAAAACACUUCCUCAGAAAAUAUAUCAUUAAUUUGUUUACAAAAAUAUUUUGUAAGUCAGAACUAUUUUAUUAUGUCCCAAAUAAUACUUAGUAACAAAAUAUGGUUUAGCUUUGUUUUUAUAAAUUGCAGUGUUUUUCAUAGUGUCAGAUGUCAUGAGUCACAGAUAUUUUUUUUCCCGAGACCGAAGAAGCUAUUUGCCAAACAGCUUGUGUGGAGAAUGUAGUUUUCAGAUUUAUGCGUUUUUUUAAAGUAACAAUCACUGAUAAUGAACCUACACUAAAAAUUUUAAAAAAAGGAUUAGAAGAUCCAAAAAAAACACAUCUACCCAAAAUAUUGUAACACUGACUUGGUGUGGUUUUCCAGCAUUUUCUGUUCUAACUUCAAAUUUACAGCACUCGGUUUUGUAUUUGUAUUAAUGAAACUGUCUUUGUAUAAAACAACUAAAAAAUUUUGAAAUGCUCUUAUGUCUGCAAUAUUUUAAACUGAACUUUACACUUGAUAAGAAAGGGCAGAUGAUUAUCCAAUAUAUUACAAGUGCAGGUUUGGUGAAAAAUAUGAAUGUGGACAAAAUUAAACAAAGUAGCCAUUGAUUUAUUGGGUGAAUUGGAUAAUGCCAGUACAGUAUUUAAAUGUAUGAACAGAUUGGUUUGAUCCUUCUUCCUGCUUUAACAAUGUUACAAGGACGGGUUCAAAUAUUUGUCUAUGCACAGGUGAAGUAAUACAGUGUAAAUUGAGAAAUGAUUGUUUUGACUACGAAGUAAUAAAACAGCUUUUGGGACUGAACCUGCUCACCAAGGCAUUGAAAAAGCCUGCAACUAAAGCUAAGUACUUGAAAAGUAAUUUUUGGGAAUAUGUAAAAAAUACUUUGUUAGUGUUAGAUUUAAUUGUGUAAGCAAAGCUAAGUUUUUUUUUUAAACUGGAUUACCUUGUUUUGGAAAUGAAAGUUCAGAAAAAGUGAAACAUUAUGCAAUGGGCUCUAUAUCUGAACAGUAGAGACUAUAAACAUGUAUGCAUUAAAUGUCAAAAUUCUGUAUAUUGGACAAUUUAAUAUAGUAAUUGAUUUUUUUGUUUGUGUUUUACAUGCUUAUGUCAAUAUAUAUGUAUAUACUCUUUCUGGA
Molecule: messenger RNA, 6838 nt
Organism: Hypanus sabinus (Atlantic stingray)
Lineage: Eukaryota; Metazoa; Chordata; Chondrichthyes; Myliobatiformes; Dasyatidae
Gene: rnpepl1
Product: arginyl aminopeptidase like 1
Exons: 11
Coding region: 1731-3779 (682 amino acids)
Biological process (GO): proteolysis
Molecular function (GO): metalloaminopeptidase activity; zinc ion binding
Source: RefSeq, a predicted model, not a curated record